AUGAGCGCUCAGGCAGGUCAAUCUUUCGCUCACUCGACUGCACCCAUCCGCCCCGUGCGCGAGGUGCAGUUCGGUAUUCUGAGUCCCGAAGAGAUUCGAGCCAUUUCGGUGUGCAAAGUCGAGAUCCCCGAAAUCAAAGAUGAAGCUGGAAAGCCAAGGAUCGGCGGCCUCUCGGAUCCGCGCCUCGGUACGCUCGAUAGGAAUUACAAGUGUCAGACCUGCGGUGAAGGCCACCAAGAGUGUCCAGGCCAUUUCGGUCACAUUGACCUUGCCAAACCCGUCUUUCACAUUGGCUACCUCGGCAAGGUCAAAAAAAUCCUCGAGUGCGUCUGCUUCCACUGCGGUAAGCUCAAGGCCGACACCGUCACAGAUCCCGUCUUUGACCAAAUCGUUAAGGCCACCCGCGGCAGCAAAAAGCGUCGCUUCCAGCGCGUUUGGGAGUACUGCUCCAAGAAGAUGAUCUGCGAAGCUGACGAUCCCAAGGAUGAAGACGAGAUGGGCUUUGACGAGCAGAACAAGCCCGGUCACGGUGGAUGCGGUCGUGUACAGCCCAACAUUCGUCGCGAGGGCCUCAAAUUGUUCACCCAGUGGAAAAAGGGCAAGGGCGAGGACGAGGACGGCGAGGAGAACGCCAUCGCUCAAGCCGAAAAGCGACCCCUGCCCGCUUCCGAAGCACACACCAUCCUAAAAAAGAUGUCGAGUCAUGACAUUGCCGUUCUUGGUCUGUCCGAAGAAAACGCCCGCCCCGACUGGAUGGUCCUCACCGUACUUCCCGUCCCGCCACCGCCCGUCCGUCCCUCGGUGCAAGAUGGAGGCGAGGACGAUUUGACAUACAAGCUCGCCGAUGUCAUCCGUGCCAACGCUACACUCAAAAAAAUGGAACAAGAAGGAACUCCGGCGCACAUCUUGGCCGACUUUGAGCAGCUUCUCCAGUUCCACUGCGCCACCUUUAUGGACAACGACAUUGCUGGCCAGCCUCAGGCGAUGCAGUCGAGCGGCAGACCCAUCAAGUCGAUCCGCGCGCGUCUAAAGGGAAAGGAGGGUCGACUGCGUGGAAACCUGAUGGGUAAACGUGUCAACUUUUCGGCACGAACCGUCAUCACUGGUGACCCGCUUCUGGAGCUCGACGAGGUCGGUGUACCCAAGUCGAUCGCCCGCAAUCUCACCUAUCCCGAGCGUGUCACUCCUUACAACAGGGCCUGGCUCUCCGAAUUGGUGCGUAACGGUCCCAACGACUAUCCUGGUGCCAAGUACGUCAUCCGCGACACAGGCGAGCGCAUCGACCUCAAGUACAACCGACGCAGCGACAUGGCGCUACAGCCCGGUUGGAUCGUCGAGCGCCACCUCAAGGAUGGAGAUUACAUCCUCUUCAACCGUCAGCCAUCUUUGCACAAGAUGUCAAUGAUGUCGCAUCGCAUCAAGCUCAUGGACUACUCCACCUUCCGUCUCAACCUCAGUGUCACGCCUCCCUACAACGCCGACUUUGACGGUGACGAGAUGAACUUGCACGUGCCACAGAGUGAAGAGACCCGUGCCGAGCUCUCGCAGAUCGCCUGGGUCCCGCGCCAGAUUGUCUCGCCUCAGGCCAACAAGCCCGUCAUGGGCAUUGUGCAGGACACGCUCUGCGGUAUCCGCAAGUUUUCCCUGCGAGACUGCCUCCUCGACUAUCAACAGGUACAGCAGGUUCUGCUCUGGGUCGCCGAUUGGGAUGGCGUGGUGCCCAUGCCGUGCAUCCUCAAGCCCAAGCCGUACUGGUCCGGAAAGCAGAUCCUGUCCAUGUGCAUCCCUAAAGGUAUCAACGUCUUCUUGGACAAGGACAAGGGUCUGAAGAACAAUUUCCUCAAAGACGACGGUGUCUAUAUCGAAAAUGGUGAGAUCAUGUACGGUGUCAUCAACAAAAAAGUCGUCGGCGCCUCGGCCGGUGGUCUCAUCCACAUUAUCUUCCGAGAAAAAGGUCCCGUCGUCUGCAAGCGCUUCUUCUCUGGUGUGCAGCGCGUCGUCAACUUCUGGCUUUUGCACAACGGUUUCUCCAUCGGUAUCGGAGACACGGUCGCCGACAAGGCCACCACAGACAGCAUCAACCAGACCAUCGCUGCCGCCAAGGCGGCCGUCAUGGACUACAUCAAGUAUGCAAGGCACGACUGGCUCAAGGUCGAGGCUGGUAUGACGUUGCGAGAGUCGUUCGAAGCCAACGUCAACCGUGUGCUCAACCAGGCGCGUGACGACGUCGGCAACCAUGCCGAAACAAGCUUGCCCGACUUUAACAACGUUAAACAGAUGGUGGUCUCUGGAUCCAAGGGCUCCUUUAUCAACAUCUCGCAGAUGUCAGCCUGUGUCGGCCAGCAGUCGGUCGAGGGUAAACGUAUUCCGUUCGGUUUCCGCCAUCGCAGUCUGCCGCAUUUCACCAAGGACGACUUCACUCCCGAGUCUCGCGGUUUCGUCGAAAACUCGUACCUCCGAGGUCUCACGGCUCAAGAGUUCUUCUUUCACGCCAUGGCUGGUCGAGAAGGUCUCAUUGAUACAGCUGUCAAGACCGCCGAGACGGGUUACAUUCAGCGUCGUUUGGUCAAGGCGCUUGAGGAUGUGAUGGUCUGCUACGACGGCACCGUCCGAAACUCUACCAACAACGUCAUCCAGUUUGCCUACGGUGAAGACGGCAUCGACGGUGCCCAGGUCGAGACGCAGACGCUCUUGACACUGAAGCUCAACGAUGCCGAUUUCCGCCACAUGUUCCGUGUCGACUUGCACGAUGGCGGCUUCAAGAAGGGCACGCUUCGUCCCGGUCUCGGUGACUGGUCACAAGAGCUACAGGACCUCCUUGACGAGGAAUUUGCCCAGCUCGAGUUCGACCGUAACCUGCUCCGUCACGAGAUCUUCCAGUCCGAUCAGGUGCAAGUUCGUCUGCCCAUGAACGUGGCCCGUCUGGUGCUCAACGCGCAGCAGAUCUUCCACGUCGACCCGCGAAAACCGACGGAUCUCUCGCCCGCCGAGGUCAUCAUCGGCCUGCGCAAUGUGCUUGACCGCCUGAUUGUCAUUCGCGGCGACGAUCCUAUCUCACGCGAGGCCCAGAUGAACGCGACGCUGCUCUUCAAGAUUCACCUGCGUUCUUACCUUUGCUCCAAGAUGGUCAUCGAGCAACACCACAUCAACAAGGAGGCUUGGGAAUGGAUCCUUGGCGAGAUUGAGGGCCAAUUUGCCCGUUCGGUGGCCAACCCAGGUGAGAUGUGCGGCACCCUGGCUGCACAGAGUAUCGGAGAGCCCGCCACUCAGAUGACGCUCAACACGUUCCACUAUGCCGGUGUGUCGAGUAAGAACGUCACGCUCGGUGUGCCGCGUCUCAAGGAGAUCAUCAAUUGUGCCGAAAACAUCAAGACACCUUCGGUGACGGUCUACCUGACCGAGCAGUACAGCCAGUCACAGGAAUCGGCCAAGGUGAUCCAAACCGCGCUGGCGCACACGACCCUGCAAACGGUCACCUCGGCUGUCGAGGUCCACUACGACCCGGAUCCGUCGGCUACUGUGAUUGAAGAGGACAAGGAUUUCGUCGAAGCCUUCUUUGCGAUUCCAGACGAGGAGGUCGAGGCGAGUCUGGAGCGUCAAUCGCCGUGGCUCUUGCGACUGGAGCUCGACCGUGCCCAGAUGCUCGACAAGAACCUCACCAUGGCUGAUGUGGCUUCCAAGAUCAGCGCCAUGUUUGGACAGGAUAUCUUUGUGAUGCAUUCAGAAGAUAACGCCGAAAACCUCAUUCUGCGUAUCCGUGUGGUCGACAAUGACCCCGAGAAGGAGGCUCAGGGAGAAGAGGAGAUCUUCCUCAAGAAUCUUGCCUCGCAGAUGCUGGCCGAGAUCGACCUGAAAGGUAUCAAGGGUAUCAGGAAGGUCUACAUUGUGCAACAAGACAACAAGACGCGGCGCGUCGACCCCAUCACCGGUGAUUGGCGCACCGUGUCCGAAUGGGUGCUUGAGACCGACGGAAGCAACCUCGCCGAGGUGCUCGCGGUUGAAGGUGUUGACGCCAUCCGAACCAGCUGCAACAACCCAGUCGAGGUGUUCCGCGUUUUUGGUAUCGAGGCUGCGCGAAACUCGCUGCUUCGGGAGACGCGUGCGGUCAUCGAGUUUGACGGUUCGUACGUCAACUACCGUCACUUGGCGUUGCUCUGCGAUAUCAUGACGAGCCAGGGUGCCUUGAUGGCCAUCACUCGUCACGGUAUCAACCGAACCAACCAGGGUGCUCUGAUGCGCUGUACGUUCGAAGAGACUGUCGAACUGUUGAUCGAGGCAGCGUCGAUGGGUGACGUCGACGACUGUAAGGGUGUUGCGCAGAAUGUAUUGCUGGGCCAGAUGGCGCCCAUGGGUACGGGCGCGUUCGACCUCAACUUGGAUCUAGAAAUGCUCAAAGACACCAUUGUCAACCACGCGCUGCCGUACGACACGUUGCUGGCCUCUCGUUCCCUCGACGCGGCCGGUGGCAAGACACCAGGAGCCAUGACACCGUACGAUUCGAGCUCGCCAGCGUCGGACGAUGCCUUCCGCGUGCACGAGCAGGCCAUGUUCAGUCCACUUGCGCAGACGGGUGGCGACGAAGGAGGCUACAACGACUAUCUGUUGUCCGGAACGAGUCCCAUGCGCACGCCGUUGGGAGCACAGAGUCCUGCCGGAUAUGGGUUUUCGCCUGUCUCGCCUGGCUACGUGCCCACUUCGCCUGGUUAUGCCACAUCGCCUGCCGGCGCUCUGGGCGGCAUGAGUCCGUGGACAGGCAACAUGGGCGCCACUUCACCAGCCUACAGCCCCACUUCGCCGCGCAUCUUUGGCGGAGCCACGAGUCCAUCCUACUCGCCCACCUCGCCGAGCUACAGUCCGGCAUCGCCCAACUACUCGCCUUCGAGUCCGGCAGGUGCAGGCUAUUCGCCUUCGAGUCCAGCGGGUCGGUAUGGUGCGGCGACGAGUCCUCAGUACUCGCCUGCUUCGCCCAAGUUUUCGCCGACGAGCCCCAACUACAGCCCUGCCAGUCCAGCGUACACGCCGACUUCGCCGGUGUACUCGCCGACGUCGCCUGCUAUGGCGGGUCGAGGCGGUGGCAAGGGAUUCAGUCCGACGUCGCCGGCUUACUCGCCGACGUCGCCGCAGUAUUCGCCUGCUUCGCCUGCGUUCUCGCCCACUUCGCCACAGUACUCGCCGGCGUCACCUCAGUACUCGCCGACAUCGCCGCAGUAUUCACCGACGAGUCCGGCGAUGGGGAUGGGCGGCGCGUCGGCGGGAGGUCCUGGAGCAGCUGCGGCAUCACUGCGUCGCAGUCGCAUGUCAAACAAGCCGGCUUGGCAGCGUUGA
Molecule: messenger RNA, 5325 nt
Organism: Mycosarcoma maydis (corn smut)
Lineage: Eukaryota; Fungi; Basidiomycota; Ustilaginomycetes; Ustilaginales
Product: putative DNA-directed RNA polymerase II core subunit RPO21
Exons: 2
Coding region: 1-5325 (1774 amino acids)
Biological process (GO): transcription by RNA polymerase II
Cellular component (GO): RNA polymerase II, core complex
Molecular function (GO): DNA binding
Source: RefSeq, a predicted model, not a curated record